This is a messenger RNA of Cylindrotheca closterium, 648 nucleotides long. The record is from the annotation of a GenBank genome assembly. NCBI's taxonomy places the organism in Eukaryota, Bacillariophyta, Bacillariophyceae, Bacillariales, Bacillariaceae.
AUGAAUGCACUACGAUUAAUCUUCGUUUUCGGAUUGAUGGCCGAAUCCACCGUCGCCUGGUCUCCUGCCAAGCAACAAUAUUUUCGCCAAGAAACUGGACUUGCCAUGAGUGGAAGUCUACAUGGACAAGAUUCUUGUUUUCUGCCAUUGAAGCAAUUGGAUCAGGAUUAUUUUGCUCCCAGAAUCAUUCAGAUUGCUGGAGCUUAUCCUGGAUUGACCAAGGAAGAAUUCAUGGCAGUAUCGUCAGAGCCAGCAGCUCCAGAGGGUCAAUGGACGUAUGACUUUAGCGAUCCUGAUGGUCCCCAACUUGGAACAGUUGCCUUGGAUGGAGGAUCGGUAGUCGCCGCCUGCGAGGACCCAGUUGCUAUUAUUGCCGAACACACAUCUCUAGCCGUUCCGCUUCCUGAUGCUAUUACCGAACCAGUCGAUUUGAUUGUCCUUGUGGACAGAGCUGCCACCCACUUUGCAGAGCGCAGAUUCCUGUUGAUAGAAGAAAACGGCGAGCUCGUAAUCGGUGCUUUUGAGACGAAACAGGAUCUUCCUGCUGGCUGUGAGAUUCUGGGUCAAGUUCAAUUAUGCCAAAUCCCAUGGCUGCCAAGCAUGAAGAAGACCAAGACUGGAUUCAUGGAGGUGGAUGAAUAUUUCUAA